Letharia columbiana is the source of this 1302-nucleotide messenger RNA. RefSeq lists its product as uncharacterized. NCBI's taxonomy places the organism in Eukaryota, Fungi, Ascomycota, Lecanoromycetes, Lecanorales, Parmeliaceae. The coding region runs from base 1 to 1302 and encodes 433 amino acids. The record is from RefSeq and is a predicted model, not a curated record. The transcript has 2 exons.
AUGGCCUUCGAACAUGAUCCUGCUGUCUCCGAGUAUCAGCAUGAAAGGUCGCGCCCCCGAGAGGCGGAGGCGCUGCAAGCCCUCCGCAAAAUCGCCUCCCUGGUCAAGCCCAUAAUGAGACAGCGAGGGUGGAAGGUCGGUGUUUUGACGGAAUUCUAUCCACCGGAACGUAAUUUGUUAGGGUUGAACAUAAAUAAAGGACAGAAGAUUUGCCUGCGCCUGAGGUAUCCUGGCGACGAGCGUCAGUUUCUUCCUCUGGAGGAGGUCACGGAUACAAUGCUACACGAGCUCUGCCACAUCGUCUUCGGACCCCACGACGAAUCCUUCCACAACCUCUGGAACCAACUCCGCGACGAGUACGACCAACUUAUUCGCAAAGGCUAUACAGGCGAAGGCUUCCUCUCCACAGGCCACAAGCUCGGCGGUAGGGGUCGUAUCCCUAUGCAUGAAGCCCGUCGCCUAGCUCGCGUCAACGCAGAGAAACGACGAACUCUCACGGCAGGAUCAGGGCAAAAGUUGGGAGGUGCUCCUGUACGGCGAGGCGUGGAUAUCAGGAACGUGAUUGCAGACGCCGCAGCGAGGAGAGCUGCGAUUAUGAAAGGCUGUGCUAGCGGCGUUGGUGCCGAGCGUGAGAAGGAGAUAGACAAGGAGACGAACAAAAAAGGGUUUCGGACCAAAGCAGAAGAGGAUGAUGCGAACGAAGAAGCUAUUAUGAUCGCCUACAUUGAUCUCGUCCAGGAAGAAGAGAGAGAUAAGUACGGUGACGCCUACAUUCCGCCCAGCAAAGAGAACCCCGCUGGCAGCCAAGGAGGCUUCAACAGAAUCAAAUCAGAAUCUGGAAUCAGAUCUAACCGUGCACCACCAGUUCCAGCAUCCAAAAAACCCAUACUUCCUAUCACCAACACGGUUGAUCUAGGCUACGGACAAAGCACGCCUCCCCCCCACACUCAACCUCCAUCCACCAAACCCCAAACACCAUUCUCAGACCCCUGGACCUGUGAAAUAUGUACCCUGGUCAACCCAGCCAACUAUCUCUGCUGCGAUGCCUGCAGUACCGAACGCUCGUUUCCCCCGCCUUUGCCCCUAUCAAACACUCAGAAAAUUGGCUCGACUCAAGCUAGGCCUAGCUCAAUCAGGGAUAGUAAUUCCAAGAAAGCAGUAAAGUCGCUCAUGUCUCUUGAGGCUACGACGUCGCAGCUGCCUAAGAAGCCGAUAGGUUGGUCUUGUCAUUCCUGUGGGAACUUCAUGGAGAGCGAGUGGUGGACUUGUGCUAGGUGUGGGAGUAUGAAGCAGAGUUCAUAA